Messenger RNA from Panicum virgatum (switchgrass), 2531 nucleotides. RefSeq names its product ATP-dependent 6-phosphofructokinase 5, chloroplastic-like. The transcript has 13 exons. The record is from RefSeq and is a predicted model, not a curated record. NCBI's taxonomy places the organism in Eukaryota, Viridiplantae, Streptophyta, Magnoliopsida, Poales, Poaceae. Gene Ontology annotation, cellular component: cytoplasm. Gene Ontology annotation, biological process: fructose 6-phosphate metabolic process; glycolytic process. Bases 453 to 2126 code for a protein of 557 amino acids. Gene Ontology annotation, molecular function: 6-phosphofructokinase activity; ATP binding.
AGAAAGGGUACCGCGCGUGGCGGCUUGGCCUCAUCGGACAGUCAGCGCUUCUCCCCACAUGCCCGGACUUUUCCUCUUCUCUCCCUUCCUCCACCCCGUCAAAUUUGAGUCGUCAAAUUUCGACAAACAAUUCCUCCUCCUCCACCCGUCGAUCCGUCCUCCUCCUCCUCGUCGUUCUUCCGCUUAGCAGAAGAAAGAAAAGAAGUCCGGCGUUUUCCCCUCGUCGUUCGAGGAACAAACAAAAUUUCCAGGUUUCCAAGAAACCAGGACGGAGGCGUUGAGGAAGUGGCGCCGCCACCACGGCGGUCUCCCCUGAGCGGUAUAACAAGAAAAUCCUCCGGCCGCGUCUCCUCUGUCCAUCGAUCACUUCGCGGGUGCCGCUGCCGGGUUUCGCUGCCGAAUCUGGUUCGAGGCAAGGAGAGAGCAUAUUUGCAUGCUGAGGUAUCUAAAUAAUGGCUCUAGCACCGUCAAUGGACUAUGCUGGUUCAGUUAGCUCAGGCCAGAAGCACCUGGGCUGUUUUCGAGUGCACACUAGCAGUAGGUUGCAAUGUGUGGGAUAUGACAAGAAAUCAAGAACAAAUCAGUUUGUUGUUAGAGCCAUAUCUGUGGAUCGUCCACAACUAGAUUUGUCAAAUCCAAACUGGAAGAAGCAGUUUCAGGAGGAUUUUGGUAAGCGCUUCAGCUUGCCACAUUUAAGAGAUGUGAUUGAUGUGGAACCGAGGCCAACAACUUUUUCUCUGAAGAGCAGGACUCCUCUCAAGAAUGUAAAUGGUUCUGUGCAAGAAUCAUGGAAUGGCUAUGUGAACGAUGAUGACAGAGUACUUUUGAAGGUUAUUAAGUUUGCCUCACCAACAUCUGCUGGAGCUGAUUGCAUUGACCCUGAUUGUAGUUGGGUUGAACAAUGGGUACACCGUGCUGGUCCACGUAAACAAAUAUAUUUCGAGCCUCAAUAUGUAAAGGCUGGGAUUGUAACAUGUGGUGGGCUCUGCCCUGGUCUCAAUGAUGUCAUCCGGCAGAUUGUGCUUACACUAGAAAAAUAUGGAGUCAAAAACAUUGUUGGGAUACAACAUGGGUUCCGUGGAUUUUUUGAGGAUCACUUAUCAGAAGUGCCAGUAAGAGUCUUUUCUACUUCAUUAAUAUCUGUAUACAUUUUUUUAGGAACAUUUAUAAAAAUGUUUAAGGGAACUUGGCUCUUUUCUUUCAUUCAGCUUUCUAGGCACGUAGUCCAAAAUAUCAAUCUUGCUGGUGGUAGCUUCUUAGGAGUUUCUCGUGGUGGUGCAAAAAUUUCAGACAUUGUUGACAGUAUUCAGGCGAGGAGGCUUGACAUGCUCUUUGUACUAGGUGGAAACGGAACUCAUGCUGGAGCUAAUGCUAUACAUGAAGAGUGCCGCAAGAGAAAACUGCAAGUGUCGAUUGUUUGUGUCCCCAAAACGAUUGACAAUGACAUAUUACUGAUGGACAAGACAUUUGGAUUUGAUACUGCAGUGGAAGCAGCACAAAGAGCUAUCAACUCAGCAUAUAUUGAGGCACAUUCUGCAUUUCAUGGCAUCGGACUGGUCAAGCUGAUGGGGAGAAGCAGUGGUUUCAUCACAAUGCAUGCCUCUCUGUCCAGUGGACAAGUAGAUAUCUGCCUGAUACCUGAGGUACCAUUCAUUCUUGAUGGGCCGAACGGAGUUCUUCGACAUCUUGAGCACUUGAUAGAGACCAAGGGAUUUGCUCUUGUUUGUGUUGCUGAAGGAGCAGGGCAGGAAUAUCUGCAGAAGUCAAAUGCAACUGAUGCAUCAGGCAACAUGGUUCUUGGUGACAUCGGUGUCCACCUUCAGCAGAAGAUCAAAUCUCAUUUCAAGGAUAUAGGAGUCCAUUCUGAUGUUAAGUAUAUCGAUCCCACAUACAUGCUCCGUGCAGUGCGUGCCAAUGCAUCUGAUGCCAUCCUGUGCACUGUGCUGGGUCAGAACGCUGUACAUGGCGCGUUUGCAGGUUUCAGUGGCAUCACAACAGGGGUGUGCAACACGCACAAUGUGUACUUACCAAUACCAGAAGUCAUCAAGUCCACAAGAUUCGUCGAUCCAAACAGCCGGAUGUGGCAUCGGUGCCUGACGUCAACAGGGCAACCAGACUUCCACUGAUAAGUUGUUAACAAUGAAGCAUGGAAGCUGGUAGUAGCAUCUGAUGACUGAUGGUACAAGGAGUCAAGGAGUAGGUGGUGUAUAGCCAAAGGGAUUUACUUCCAUUGUCAGUAUGGCAAAAUAAUCAUCAGAUGGACUUUUCAUCUUCCAUCUGGAAACCCUCCAUGGGCCCUUGAGAUGCAAUAUGGAUAGAAUAAGCAUCUCUCAAACCACAUUCAUAUUUUGGUAGAUUAGCAAUAUGCAACGCACGUAGAAACAUACAAAUUUAGUGGAGGUUUUGUUGUCAUGGAAUUUACAAGGGAUGCUCAGUUCCCGUUUAUUUAGUGCAAGAGCAGAAUUACUUUUAUGGUGCUAAGCAUACAAUGGCACUGUCAUAUUAUAUCUGAUUGGCCAAGGCCAUUGAUA